Molecule: messenger RNA, 1296 nt
Organism: Entrophospora candida
Lineage: Eukaryota; Fungi; Glomeromycota; Glomeromycetes; Entrophosporales; Entrophosporaceae
Source: the annotation of a GenBank genome assembly
UGCUCAAGAAAAGGAAAGCAUGAGGUAAGAAACAUUAAUCCAGUUAAAUAUAAUUCCAUAACCUUAACACUCAUCCUUGCUCUCAUUAGACAAGCAGAAAAAGUACUGAAAAAAUAUUGGAACUCAUUUAAGACUAUAUCAACCAAGAAAAAAAUUUUAUCUACCACUGGCAUUAGUCUUGUAUUUUUAUACUUGUACUUCCCUCACAACAGCCCUGAAGCCCUGAUCAGUAAUACAAAGGAUGUAUUCAAGAAGGGAAAAAUUGAUUUGAAAGAUUUCGAUCAAUCUAUGCUGAUCAAACGUGAGACCCUUGAAAAUGAAAUGAAGUCAAUCUUGCAACCCUCUUUAGGGGGAUGUUACUAUCUAAUUGUUGGCGAACCUGGAACAGGAAAGACAGCUUUGAUUCGAAAAACCAUAUUGAAUCUCCAAGAGCCAAAGGGUGUUGUCCAUUUUGAAUGUCCCGCAGAUCCAAAGGCAUUUGCAACCAAUUUGACAAAACACCUAAAUUGUGAGUUAUAUCCGUUGAAACUUCGAGAUAUUAUCAGAAAAGGCUUCACUUGGCAUGCAGAGCAAGAGGAACAUCUAGAAUAUCAUACUUGGAAUCUUUUGAAAGAGCACCUUAUCAAAACCGCCUUUUGCUACAUAAAAGAAUAUAAACGCCCAAUGGUUUUGGUUCUUGAUCAUGUAGACCGCAUUGCUAAAAGGGAUCAAGAUUUUUUUGGGAUGCUCCAAGAUUUUGCAAAGGACUGCGCAGAUAAACGCGCACUUGUCAUUAUAUUUGUCAUAAAAGUUGGUGAUAUUUCAGAUGAAGAAGCCGUAAAAUUACUUAAAGAUUCUGGUACUGACCAAAAAACUGCUGAAGAUGCAGUGAAAUACCUGACCGGUGGAUGGUUUGCUUUGUUGACUCAGUUCCAAUCAUUGAGUCAAUAUGGAGACAAUCCUAAAAUUUUGUUUGAAAGUAUGUAUUUGUUACAAUCUCAGCUUCUUAACGUAAACAGCUUGUUUUGGUCUAACAUUCUACUUUUAUCAGAAUUCAAGAAGCAACUGUUCACGCAGGUUAGGAGAGAUUUGGAUAUGGUGGGACUUCCUAGAAACCACGAAUUUUUCAUAAAGCUUAUCGAAAUACAUCGUAUUGGCAUUAAACAAGCUAUAAACAUUAUACCUCUCAACAUGAUCCACAAACUUGUCGAGGCUAACAUUCUCAAAGAACAUCAGAACUACACAGUGUCCUUUCAUUCACGUUAUAUCGAUACCUACUUUAAAGAGGUAAUUCUUGCUGAUAAUAUUGCAAUUUGA